AUGAAUGCUAGUCUAACUUCUGCGGAUGACUAUGUACCAACACAGGAUGUUUUCGAUUCCUUCAUUAACGGAUUCGUGCCAAUUUGCGUGGUUUUCCUUGGAACUUUGCGUGGAAAACAAUUAGAUAUUGAGCCUCAUCUACCGGCAAAUAAGAACGAAGGUCAUUCAGAAUCUAAGCAGUCAAAAAAAGUAAUAACGUUAAAGACAGCGUUGGAUACAUUAGAUUUCAUAUUAAUU
Molecule: messenger RNA, 237 nt
Organism: Ambispora leptoticha
Lineage: Eukaryota; Fungi; Glomeromycota; Glomeromycetes; Archaeosporales; Ambisporaceae
Source: the annotation of a GenBank genome assembly